AUGAUGAUGAUGAUGAUGAUGAUGAUGAUGAUGAUGAUGAUGAUGAUGAUGAUGAUGAUGAUGAUGAUGAUGAUGAUGAUGAUGAUGAUGAUGAUGAUGAUGAUGAUGAUGAUGAUGAUGAUGAUGAUGAUGAUGAUGAUGAUGAUGAUGAUGAUGAUGAUGAUGAUGAUGAUGAUGAUGAUGAUGAUGAUGAUGAUGAUGAUGAUGAUGAUGAUGAUGAUGAUGAUGAUGAUGAUGAUGAUGAUGAUGAUGAUGAUGAUGAUGAUGAUGAUGAUGAUGAUGAUGAUGAUGAUGAUGAUGAUGAUGAUGAUGAUGAUGAUGAUGAUGAUGAUGAUGAUGAUGAUGAUGAUGAUGAUGAUGAUGAUGAUGAUGAUGAUGAUGAUGAUGAUGAUGAUGAUGAUGAUGAUGAUGAUGAUGAUGAUGAUGAUGAUGAUGAUGAUGAUGAUGAUGAUGAUGAUGAUGAUGAUGAUGAUGAUGAUGAUGAUGAUGAUGAUGAUGAUGAUGAUGAUGAUGAUGAUGAUGAUGAUGAUGAUGAUGAUGAUGAUGAUGAUGAUGAUGAUGAUGAUGAUGAUGAUGAUGAUGAUGAUGAUGAUGAUGAUGAUGAUGAUGAUGAUGAUGAUGAUGAUGAUGAUGAUGAUGAUGAUGAUGAUGAUGAUGAUGAUGAUGAUGAUGAUGAUGAUGAUGAUGAUGAUGAUGAUGAUGAUGAUGAUGAUGAUGAUGAUGAUGAUGAUGAUGAUGAUGAUGAUGAUGAUGAUGAUGAUGAUGAUGAUGAUGAUGAUGAUGAUGAUGAUGAUGAUGAUGAUGAUGAUGAUGAUGAUGAUGAUGAUGAUGAUGAUGAUGAUGAUGAUGAUGGUUUGUGAAGACUAUUUCUAA
This is a messenger RNA of Schistosoma mattheei, 873 nucleotides long. NCBI's taxonomy places the organism in Eukaryota, Metazoa, Platyhelminthes, Trematoda, Strigeidida, Schistosomatidae. The record is from the annotation of a GenBank genome assembly.